GCACCCACCACAGACUGUUCAGUGACAAAUGAACCACUAUCCCGUUAGAAGUAGGUAGCCCGUGUGCUCCAGUAUGGACCCACUGUAGACGUCGCGGCUAUUGUUGCGAUUCCGCGAUUUGGGUGACAACUCCCGUGGAUCUAAAAUUCCAGGAGCGACGGGAUAAUGAGAAGAGGGAAUUAUAAUAUUUAUACUGCAGGGAUAGCGCAGAGAGAUAUCCACAAUAAAAGAUAUUGACAUGAAGAAAGACAUUGAAACGUGGAUAGCAGAGGAACGCGCUGACAUCAUCUUGAAAUAUGAUACGGAGGAAGAGUUCGCACUUCUUUGAGCGUGUUGUUAAAAAGAGUGACCGUCGCUCUAAGAGGGAGAAGAAAGAGAAGCCGAAUUUGAAUGGCAGACAGGAGGGGGUGGUGAUUGACUCCUGGGAGGAUGCAGACUACAGUAUUUACAGAGUCACCGACCGUUUCGGAUUUCUGCAUGACAAGGAGCUGCCAACCCCUAGUGCACAUGAGGAGAAGAAAAAUAACCUGGAAAUUGAAAGGGUUGAGAAAUGGCUGAAGAUGGUGAAGAAAUGGGAUAAAUACAGGAUCAGUGACAGGAUGGUAAAGCGUGUGUAUAAGGGUAUCCCACUACAGCUGAGAGGCCAGGCCUGGGCCCUAAUGCUGGAUGUGGAGAAGGUGAAGAAUGAGAACGAGGGAAAGUAUGAGAGGAUGAAGGAACAAGCCAGAAUCUUCUCCCAGGAAAUCAAACAGAUAGAUCUGGACGUGAACAGGACAUUUAGAAACCACAUCAUGUUCAUGGAUCGAUUCGGAGUCAAGCAGCAGUCUUUAUUUCAUGUCCUCUCUGCCUAUUCGGUCUACAACACGGAGGUGAGUUACUGCCAGGGCAUGAGCCAGGUUGCCGCCUUGCUGCUGAUGUACAUGAACGAGGAAGACGCCUUCUGGGCCCUGUCACAGCUACUGACCAAUCAGAAGCAUGCCAUGCACGGUUUCUUUAUUCCUGGGUUUCCCAAACUGCAGCGCUUCCAGGCGCACCACGAUCAAAUUCUCUCCAAACUCAUCCCCAAACUGAAGAAACAUCUGGACAGGGAACAGAUGUCCUGUGGGAUCUACAGCACUAAAUGGUUCCUGCAGUGUUUCAUUGACAGGACCCCGUUCACCCUGACUCUACGUCUGUGGGACAUCUACAUUCUGGAAGGAGAGACAAUCCUUACCGCCAUGUCCUACACAAUCCUUAGAAUAUUUAAGAAGCGUCUCCUGAAGAUGAAUCUGGAGGACCUGAGAGAGUUCCUUCAGGACAAGAUCGGCCUGUCGUUCCUCUACAGCGAUGACGUCAUCAUCGAUCAGCUGCAGGCCUCCAUGGCGGAACUACGGAAGAUGAAGCUGGACCUUCCACCCCCAGCCAAGCCAGAGGAACUGCCACGGAAGGUCCUGGGUUUGGAGCUACCUGUUCUGCUCACCCCUCUCAAGCCCCCCAGGGGAAUCACCUCUGACCUGGGUACCAAACGACCAGGAGCAGGGCCUCUGGGUCUCCACAUCAUCACCCACCAGCCAGAUGUCAUCUCCCAAGACAACAGCCCCUCUAAGGAGGCAAGGAAGGACAAGGAAGCUCUAAAUAGGGAGGAAGAGGAAGAUGAGGAAGUCCCUCUUCCAUCUCCAGACCCCAUUCUCAUCCACACCAUCCAAGCUCAAGUGACCCCCGAUGGGCCUCCCCAGGCUGGGGCUGGGCCACCACCUUAUGAGCCACCAGGGAGCAAUGAGCACAAUGUUAUGGGACAGCCUGCCAUUCUUAUGCCACUCCACAAAGAAAUAAGUGUUAAGAGCUCAUCUGGUCCAGUGGCUUUACCAGAGACACAGGCCGUAGUUCAACAGGGUACAAACACACCUCCACAAAGCCCCAUGGAGGAGCCGACCCUGACUCCCCCAGUUACCCCUUUAUCCCUUAGCCCUCCACAGCCACCCUGCAGGGUCCCCCGGACUCAGUCAGCAACCUUAGCCCAGGCUUCCCGGCGGCCUAUGUGAGAGUGAGAGCCUAUCGGUGGGGGUGGGGGAGAGAGCGGAGGAUGGGUACCUGGCCAGGCUUCUGGAGCAGGCCUUGGCUCUGCCUAAACACAGAGCCCAGACAGGAGACAAAGGAGAGCCAGAAGGGCCAGUUCGAUUCUAGAGCAUUGCAAAGCAUUCUAAGUUCCCCCCUGUUGUCUACAAAACAGACAUUGCAGAAAAAUUGUGUCAUGUUGUAGGAGAAGCUGCCAUAGUGGAGUUCCAAGGGACAGUGCCACAUUCUCUCCCAUCAUAGUGAAAGCAUUACAGCUUACUUAAUUUGAGUAGUUUUGUAAUAUUUUAACAAUGGACAUAAUGUUUGCUUAGAUAGCCUCUGUAAAAUAUUUUCUAAUAUAGUCUUAUUUUAGUAUAGUUUUAUAUUUGUAUGUGGACACCUGCUUGUCGAACAUCUCAUUCCAAAAUCAUGGGCAUUAAAUUAAUAUGGAGUUGGUCCCCCCUUUGCUGCUAAAACAGCCUCCACUCUUCUGGGAAGGCUUUCCAAUAUACACUGCUCAAAAAAAUAAAGGGAACACUUAAACAACACAAUGUAACUCCAAGUCAAUCACACUUCUGUGAAAUCAAACUGUCCACUUAGGAAGCAACACUGAUUGACAAUACAUUUCACAUGCUGUUGUGCAGAUGGAAUAGACAACAGGUGGAAAUUAUAGGCAAUUAGCAAGACACCCCCAAUAAAGGAGUGGUUCUGCAGGUGGGGACCACAGACCACUUCUCAGUUCCUAUGCUUCCUGGCUGAUGUUUUGGUCACUUUUGAAUGCUGGCGGUGCUUUCACUCUAGUGGUAGCAUGAGAUGGAGUCUACAACCCACACAAGUGGCUCAGGUAGUGCAGCUCAUCCAGGAUGGGACAUCAAUGCGAGCUAUGGCAAGAAGGUUUGCUGUGUCUGUCAGCGUAGUGUCCAGAGCACGGAGGCGCUACCAGGAGACAGGCCAGUACAUCAGGAGACGUGGAGGAGGCCGUAGGAGGGCAACAACCCAGCAGCAGGCCGCUACCUGCGCCUUUGUGCAAGGAGGAGCACUGCCAGAGCCCUGCAAAAUGACCUCCAGCAGGCCACAAAUGUGCAUGUGUCUGCUCAAACGGUCAGAAACAGACUCCAUGAGGGUGGUAUGAGGGCCCGACGUCCACAGGUGGGGGUUGUGCUUACAGCCCAACACCGUGCAGGACGUUUGGCAUUUGCCAGAGAACACCAAGAUUGGCAAAUUCGCCACUGGUGUCCUGUGCUCUUCACAGGUGAAAGCAGGUUCACACUGAGCACGUGACAGACGUGACAGAGUCUGGAGAUGCCGUGGAGAAUGUUCUGCUGCCUGCAACAUCCUCCAGCAUGACCAGUUUGGCGGUGGGUCAGUCAUGGUGUGGGGUGGCAUUUCUUUGGGGGGCUGCACAGCCCUCCAGGUACCGAGAUGAGAUCCUCAGACCCCUUGUGAGACCAUAUGCUGGUACGGUUGGCCCUGGGUUCCUCCUAAUGCAAGACAAUGCUAGACCUCAUGUGGCUGGAGUGUGUCAGCAGUUCCUGCAAGAGGAAGGCAUUGAUGCUAUGGACUGGCCCGCCCGUUCCCCAAACCUGAAUCCAAUUGAGCACAUCUGGGACAUCAUGUCUCGCUCCAUCCACCAACGCCACUUUGCACCACAGACUGUCCAGGAGUUGGCGGAUGCUUUAGUCCAGGUCUGGGAGGAGAUCCCUCAGGAGACCAUCCACCACCUCAUCAGGAGCAUGCCCAGGCGUUGUAGGGAGGUCAUACACACUACUGAGCCUAAUUUUGACAUGUUUUAAGGACAUUACAUCAAAGUUGGAUCAGCCUGUAGUGUGGUUUUCCACUUUAAUUUUGAGUGUGACUCCAAAUCCAGACCUCCAUGGGUUGACAAAUUUGAUUUCCAUUGAUCAUGUAAUGAAAAAAGUAUUAAUUAAGAAUACAGUGCCUUGCGAAAGUAUUCGGCCCCCUUGAACUUUGCGACCUUUUGCCACAUUUCAGGCUUCAAACAUA
Oncorhynchus nerka (sockeye salmon) is the source of this 4038-nucleotide messenger RNA. Its product is annotated as USP6 N-terminal-like protein. The record is from RefSeq and is a predicted model, not a curated record. The transcript is spliced from 15 exons. Bases 297 to 2021 code for a protein of 574 amino acids. Lineage: Eukaryota; Metazoa; Chordata; Actinopteri; Salmoniformes; Salmonidae.